UGUGUGUCAGGAAAUGGACGAAUUGAAGGAACGAAGAGCUCUAGAAACCGGUUGGUUGAGCGUGUGGAAGCGAGUUGAAAAUCAAUGUUUCCUCGUGUAGUAUGUUGGAGAUACGUUAUGCCGCUGUGACUCUGAAGAUGAAUCAGUAUGAAAUCUCCUCACAUCGUCUAGUCACUCGCAUACGAGUGAUCUACGUUUCACCAGACCGUGUGAAACUGAAAAUCGAUAACGAGACUGUGUAUUUUGUAUGACCAUUGGAUUUGUUGAUGGUUGCGAAAUCAGUGUGAGCUGUGUACAGUUUAAAAGUGGUAGGAAGUCAUCAAUCGUCAGUCGACAAUCAAUCAAGCAAGCAAACAGGCAAACAAACAAACAAAGAAGCGAACAAUCAGGCGGACAAGUAAACAAACAACCAAACCAAUCGGACAAUCCACAUGGAUUUCCCGAAUUGUUUAUCGGAAUCGACAAUGAAAAUGUCUUUGACGGAAUCUCACGUGAAAAUCUAACUAAACCGAAUCACAGAGAAUGUGUUUGGUUUAAGGCGAUAUAUGGUCACGUAUAUUUGUGUUGUACAGAUAUACGGAAUUCCUAUCAACACGUUCGUGUGUCCCACUGAAAUCAUCGCGUUCAGUGACCAGGUGGAGGAGUUCAACAGUCGAAAUUGUCAAGUGAUCGCCUGUUCUACAGAUUCUCAAUACAGCCAUCUUGCAUGGAACAAUUUGGAUCGUAAAUCGGGUGGAUUGGGUCAGAUGAAAAUUCCUCUGUUGGCCGACCGCACACAGGAGAUCUCCAGAGCAUAUGGUGUAUUAGAUGAGGAGGAUGGUAAUGCAUUCAGAGGUUUAUUCAUCAUUGAUCCGAAGGGAAUUCUACGUCAAAUCACGAUCAAUGACAAGCCAGUUGGACGAUCUGUGGAUGAAACAUUACGACUACUGGACGCGUUCCAAUUUGUGGAGAAGCAUGGUGAAGUGUGUCCAGUGAACUGGAAACGUGGUGAUCAUGGGAUCAAAGUUAAUAAAAAAUAG
Messenger RNA from Schistosoma mattheei, 1019 nucleotides. Lineage: Eukaryota; Metazoa; Platyhelminthes; Trematoda; Strigeidida; Schistosomatidae. The record is from the annotation of a GenBank genome assembly.